This is a messenger RNA of Capsella rubella, 1125 nucleotides long. RefSeq lists its product as uncharacterized. Bases 6 to 905 code for a protein of 299 amino acids. Lineage: Eukaryota; Viridiplantae; Streptophyta; Magnoliopsida; Brassicales; Brassicaceae. The record is from RefSeq and is a predicted model, not a curated record. The transcript is spliced from 2 exons.
CAAAAAUGGGGGCUUCCUCUCCUGACUUCCGAGCUCCUCCUCCAUCCCCUGUAGGAACCAGCCGCAGGGCGUCCUUCACGGCCAACGAAGACGUCCUCUCGGAGUUCCUGGACAAGUGUGGUCGAGUCCCAAAUCUGGUAUUGCCCGAUAAAGUCUUCCCCAAGCACACAUUCCUUCUAAACCCUCCCACCUUCGAUUUCCUCCGGUUAGGCUCCCUCUCCACCCUGCUGGUCGAUGCCGCCGCCACCAUCGGUUGUUUUCAGCUCAUUAACCACGGUGUUCCUGAGGCUAUGGUAAAAGCCGCCAUGGACAAAACCAUUUUUCACGAUGAGACGGAGGAGUUCGUUUUUUCUAAAGAUAUUGCUGAUGAUAAUACGGCUUGUUAUUCAGAUUUGAGGGAUUUGAUGGGUGAGGCAGAGAGGAUAGGGAAUGCGGUGAGAGAAAAGCUAGGAGGCAGAAGCCAAGACGAAGAGGCAGAAGGGGUAGGGGUUUGCUACGUUAAGAAACAUGAUAACAUUAAUAGUAAAAACGAAUCAAGGGAAGAAGCCAUGAGGAUAAUGAUAAGAGGGUAUGACGAAAGACAUUCUCUGUGUCUUAACUUUUGCCAUGCAGAGUUCCACGUCUACUCCAAGAGAGGUUGGGUCUCCUUCUCCCCACGUCCCGAUGCGGUUGUUGUAACGGUCGGAGAUGAAGGCUGGAGCGGCAAAUUCAAGGGUGUUGUGGGGAGGCCCCUUCUUUACAAAUCAUCACAUCUUCAUCAUCACAUUCUCAUUUCUCUAUCCUUUCUCUACACUACUACCACUCUCCAAAGUAGAGGAAUUACCAAUAAGAAGACCAUUUCCUUCUCCCAACAGCUCCUCUUUACUCUCUUUCUCACACUCAUCUUCCGUUUCUUACUUCCUUGAUCAUUAAUUUAAUUCUUGUUGCAUUUUCUUUUCUUUUUUUGGAAACUAAAAAUAAAAUAAAACAGGUGUGUGUAUCCCAAAACUUGUUCUAGCCUUUUUUUUUUACCCAGCAAUGCAUGGCCUACUCAUUCAAUUUUAAAGCACAUGCACUAGUGCUAUCCAAAUAAUCAUAUUUUCACCCGGCAGCUUUUAAGCAUAUCCAAAUAAUCAUUUUGGACCC